This is a messenger RNA of Styela clava, 9779 nucleotides long. RefSeq names its product F-actin-monooxygenase MICAL3-like. The record is from RefSeq and is a predicted model, not a curated record. Lineage: Eukaryota; Metazoa; Chordata; Ascidiacea; Stolidobranchia; Styelidae. Gene Ontology annotation, molecular function: FAD binding; protein binding.
UACAGAUGUUGUAAUAGUAUUUACGUUUAUCCUAUUAAAUGCUGUGUACAUUCCAUAAUGAAAGAAAAUGCUGAAAGUUUAUUUGAAAAGUUUUUAAAAGCAUCAACAUGUAAAGAAACUCUUCAAACAUUCCAUUUGUUAUGUGCUGAGGUUAAAGUUCAAUACCCACCACCUCGUAAUGCUGCUUAUGACCACAUCACAUUUUACACAAGAUUGAAACAAAUUUUGGGGUCUCAUUGGAAAGCGCAAUCAUUGUUCACCAAACUUGAUAAAAAGUUCAACGAUGAUGUUAAUUUUGAAAUACGCAAAAGUUCUCGUGAAAGAGAUCGGGCAGCCAGAAAUUUCAAUGUUCUCAUUGUGGGAGCAGGUCCGUGUGGUCUUAGAACUGCUAUAUUCACAACACUGCUUGGUGCAAAAACAAUAGUCAUUGAGAAAAGAGACUCGUUUUCAAGAAACAAUGUUUUACAUUUGUGGCCUUUUACCAUUGAAGACCUGAAGGCUCUUGGCGCGAAAAAAUUUAAUGGUCGUUUUUGCUCUGGUGCAAUAGACCAUGUAUCAAUUCGUCAGUUACAGCUUAUUCUCAUGAAAGCUGCUUUGAUUUUUGGUGUUGAAAUUCAUGUAAAUACAAGUUUCUGUGAUGUCAUAGCGCCAAAUAUAGAAGGUUCAACCACAUGGAAAGCCAAAAUUGAGCCAAGUUCAAGUUCAGUUUCAGACUUUGAUUUUCAUAUGGUUGUUGGAGCAGAUGGACGCAAGAAUACGCUCAAAGGUUUUACAAAAAAGGAGUUCCGAGGAUCUUUAGCUAUUGGAAUCACUGUAAAUUUUAUCAAUAAAAAGACAAGUGAAGAAGCGAGAGUUUCUGAAAUAAGCGGAAUAAAUUUCAUUUACAGACAAGAAUUCUUUCGGGAAUUGAAUAGAUUGCAUAAUAUUGAUCUUGAAAAUAUUGUCUAUUACAAGGAUGAUACUCAUUACUUUGUCAUGACGGCUCGUAAAAAGAGCUUACUCGAAAGAGGAGUAUUUAGAGAAUGCCUGGAUGAGGCUUAUCAUCUUGUACAUAGCAAUAACAUUGAUCAAAGUGCUUUGUUACAAUAUGCAUUAGAUGCUGUAAAUUUUUCCACCGAGAACAAAUUGCCUGAUUUAGAAGUUGCCAUAAAUCAUUAUAGCCUCCCUGAUAUCGCACUUUUUGAUUUUACACGCAUGAAAUCAUCUGUAAAUGCUUCUAUGUUCAGAGAAGUCAACGGAGCAAAACUUUUACAAGCCUUAGUGGGGGAUGGUUUGAUGGAACCAUUUUGGCCAAAAGGUACUGGUAUUGCCAAAGGUUUUUUGGCAGCUUUUGAUACAGCAUGGAUGUUACGACAGUGGGCUUUAGCGAAAAACCAACAAUCUGAUAACUCAUUCGAAUUGUCGUUACUUGCGGAAAGAGAAGGACUGUAUCGUGUUCUCGCACAAAUAGAAAGCAACCAACUUGUUCAAAAGUAUUCACUAUUUUCCAUUGAUCCAAGAACAAGAUACCAGUUUGUACCCAGAAAAGUUCCUGUUGGGAAAAUAAAAGCAUUUUAUUUGUCUGGCGACAAAGGUGCAGAACCCCUAAUUGACACAGAUACCGUUGAUUCUGCUAUAGUCCCCCGAGGACUCACUCGAAAUGUAUCAUUCGUAAAAUCUAAUAAACUACAGCAAUGGUGUGAAAGGGUGCUUCGUGAAUCUGGCUCAUCGUUGACUGUGACCAAUAUGAGUUCUUCAUGGAGAGAUGGUCAUGUUCUCUGUUCGAUCAUUAAUUACUAUAGACCUGAUGUUCUUGAUCUAGCUGAUUUGCGAGAAGAAGAUGCAGAAUUUAAUAAUCAACUGGCUUUUGAUAUUGCUGAAGAACACCUUGGUAUCACUCCUAUCAUGUCUGGAAAAGAGAUCGCUGAAUGUGAAGUUGUUGAUGAUCUUUUGAUGGUUACUUAUAUAUCACAGUUCUAUGAAAUUUUGAAGAGUGAAGUACCGGUGAAACCUGUUAAGAGGGUUUCAGAUAUAAUAGCAACACCACCGGAGGAAAGUUUGCCUCCCAAAAUGAAAAAGAAGUCACCUCUUGGUCUUCUUGUUAGAUUUUCACACCAGAUUAAAAGAAAGUCAGCGCACCGUGGAUCUUCAAAAGAAUAUGAAGUGGACAAAAAAGACAAAGAGAAAUCAAAAAAGAGAAAGAAAAUGGAUAAAGAUGCAAGUGUGGCUAAUUCUGAUUCACAAGUGGUUUUGACUAAGGCUACAUUGCCAACUAUUGUAGAUGAAGACAAAGAAAAUACUGUAGUUAGGAGAGACAAGUCGAAAGAUUCACCAACACCCGGUGUCCGUAAAAACACAUCAAACCGAAUCAGUGCGCUUGGUGCUCAAUUGAUAUCACAGUUGGAACAAAAUUCUGAUGUCCCUCCUCAAAGAACUACCACUAGCACACAAAAAGUAUUAAAAAGCCAAUCAAGCAGUGUUUGUUACUUUUGUGGAAAAACUGUUUAUAUCGUAGAGAGAUUGAGCGUAGAAGGAUUAUUUUUUCACAGAGAAUGCUUCAAGUGCUCUCACUGCCAAACACCUUUACGUUCCAUGAAUUAUAAACGGGAUCCUGAUAGUGGGAAGUUUUAUUGUAGUGUCCAUUACUUUGAGAAUGCGGAAUAUCUCAAAACAGGACAGCAAUCUACAUCUGAGGAAGCCGCAGCAUCACACCAAUCUAUUAAAUCCCCAGUGAUUCAUGUUGAAGAAAAAGAGGAGAACGACUUACUCGCGAUGGGUGACCUUUCUCCAAAUAGACCUGAUAAUUUGAAUCUAUCUGUUCCCACAAUAGAGAAUGGUCAAGUUAUUAUGCGACGAGAUCUCACUCCAAAGCGAGGAGACAUGGCUAAAAUUGCUCUUACCUUGUCACCAGUUCCGAUUAAGGUGGAAGAAGAGUUCUUAUAUCAACAUAACAUGAGAUGUAGUAUUAAUUCAGAUAACGAAAGUGACAGUUUUUCUUCGGAAUCUGAAGCUGAAGAAUUAGAUGAAAUUGCGAUCGGUUUAAGGGACCACUCACCACAAGAAAUGUUUUCAGAGUAUUAUAACAAGCCCAAAUCUGUGGAUGCAAAUAAAAUUACGGAAGAAACUACUAGAACCACAGACGGAAAUACGCUGUUGUCGUCAGAAAGUGAUGGAGAUGAAGAUAUCAGUUCAUUAUCUAGUACAUCUGCUGAUGAUACGAGAGAAAACAAAAUCAUAAAAGAAGAAGAUGAGAAAGAUAGUGUUUCUUUGUCUAUAUCUUCACCUGACGAAGAUGAAUAUGAUCACACUCAGCAAAUAGAAAAUAACAAGAAAUUGGCGAAACAAAGGACUUUAUCUUCAUUGUCAUCUGACGAAAAUGAAGAAAUUGAAAUUUUGAAAAUUGCUGAAGAAAAACCGAUGAAAACACAAAAUACAAUUUCAUCUUCAUCUAGUGAGGCUGAAGUUGAUCAACCACAUGAAUUAGAAGAUAAUGAAGCACAAGCUAGCGCAUCUGAAAAUCUAGAUAACGCUAGCACAGGUGAAAAAAUGGAUGAAAAUGCAAUGCCUGAAUUUGAAGCUGAUGUGGUGCGAACAAAAUCUCUGUCAACAUCAUCUAGCGACCCCGAAGAGGAGACAGUGGAAUUUCCGAGUAAACAUGCCCAAAAAGAUGAUUCACCAAUGGAAGAUGCAAUGUCAACAUCAUCCUCUGAACCUGAAGAAGUCGAAAUUGAACAAGAUACUUCAUUUGGUACAAAUUUUAGAAAAAGUACAAUUCUACCUGUUGCAACUAGUUCUGCGAAUAACGAUACUAGUGUAUGGGUCUCUAAUCUUGAAACAGGUGAUGUUUCGAACGUCGAGAGAGUAGAAAAAGUUUUCGAGCCCGAAAUUCAGCAAGUAGUUGUAGAAGAUGUGAUCAUGUCGGAUGAUAUAAUGUCUUCUCCGAAACUCGUCGGUAUAGUUGAAACUGAUGGUCCCCGAAAUGAUCUAACAGUUGCUUCAACUCCCAAACAGUCUAGUUUAGAUAAUGAUGUGUUUUUUACUCCAUGUGCUGAUCGCACAGGAAAUGAGAGCUUUUACACUGUAAAAUCUGAUCAGACUUCAAGUCAGAAUAUUUCUUUUGACAUGGACACUAGCGACGCGACACUUGACACCACUGUAACCUCUGACACUGUGGGUGACUCAGUUAUCACAGACUCUCCUUUAUCAACUUCAUCUAGAUCAGGUUCUGGUAGAAAAUUACCGGAAACCCCAAAAGGUACUGUUCGAAGAAUAUUACCAGUUAUUCCAAAAAUUCAACAUUUAGAAGCUUUGUCACCGACCGGUGACGUUUCACCACGGCAGCGAGAACGAAUCGAAAUGAAACUGAAAAAACAUGAAGAUCGUGUGAUGGAAAGAAUUAGAGAAAUGAAGCUUGGUGUAAAUGAAGGAAAGCAUGAUACUUCCUUUUCUAAUGAUACAAAGGUACAUAGAGAAAAGAAGGCAGCUGAGCGAGAUGACUUCGUAAAUCAUGUUCCGAUGCUAUUGCAGAAACGCAAUAAUGAUUUAAUGAAGAAAAAACAUAAGCGUGGAAAACCUGACCACGAACAUAAAAAAGCUUUGUUUGCUUUUGGGCAAAAGAAAAAGGCUAUGAAAGAGAAAAAAGAUAUUCCAGCUCCUAAAAUUAUGAGCCCUACACAUCGUUCUUCACAAAGGCGUAAUUUAUCUUCUUACACACGAGAAGAACUUGAGGAAAGAGUGUCUCAUCGUGUACGCAUCGCUGCACAGCGACAAGCAAAGGAAGCUGAAAGAAAAAGAAUGGCUAGAGCUCUCAUCAUUCAAAGUCAGCUUCAAGAAAUUGAUGAAAGACGUAAACAGUUAGAAGAAAGAGGAGUGAAACUAGAAAAAUUACUCCGCGAUGAGAAAAGCCAAGCUCGUCAGCGAGAGAGUUCACUUCACAUGCAUGAGUGGUUUAAACUUGUGCAAGAAAAAAAUGGGCUUUUGCGUCGAGAGAACGAGGUAAUGAUAUCACAGAGGGAGUUACAACUCGAAGACAAGCAAAGUCGUUUGCAACAGGUUUUGCGAGAAAGAAUGUCUAUCGAUGAUUCAAAGAAAUCGACUGAAGAAUUAGCUAAGGAAAAAGAAAUUCUUUCUGAAAUGAUGGAAAUUGUCGACCAACGUAAUCAAUUAGUAGGUUUAAUGGAUGAACAAAGAGUCCAAGGAGCAGAGGAAAAUGCAGACAUAGAGCAAGUAUUAUUACACAAAUUUUUAGAAACCACUCCCAGCCCAAUAUGACUACAUGAAACCAUUCUUCUUGUAUUAUCAUGCGUUAUCACUUUUCUAAUCCUUGGCUUUAUGUUUACAUUUGUUCAUCAUAUUCACAAUUCUCACUACUCAUAAAUAACAUAUAGUUGGUGAUGUUUGGUAUCGGUUACUGUUGUAUUUCUAAUGAUUUUUAAUGACAUAUCAUGAUUUAAUUUAACAUCUCCCCUUGAUAAUAAUCUUGCAACGAUUUUUCAGAAUUUUCACAGCGUAAAAAGUUUUACAAGCAUUUACCCACAUGGACUGAAAUUCGAAACUGUUUGCGUUCAAAUUUGAUGUUCUCGUAUAAUUUUUCAACAUAGCGGUACCCCAAUCAUUAAUAUAUCUAAAAUCAUUGCCAGGAAAUUCAAAAUUAUAUUUACGGAGGUUGCAAAUUUACACCUACGUUUGAAUCCCAACUAUCUAGCCGGUUAUUAUAUUAUUCAAUUUCCAUUUAAUAACUCAAUUCAUGAUGUAUUCCAAAAAUGAAUCAUGACAGCAUAAUGAAAGUAUUCUAUUUUCAAAAUCAACUAAACAUUGUGACAUCAUAGAUCAUCAUAUGUCAAUUUCAUUCCAGUGCCAUUUGACAAAUUUUCGAGACCAAACAAUUGAAUAAUUCUUCACAUAUAUGUAUAAAAAUAUCUUAAUCUCUUUUUUUUUUCAAAUACUUGUAUAUUCUUGAAUUCUAAUAUGGUAUUCCUCGUUUGAGGGAAACAAGCUAGCUAAAUAUUCAAGUUAAUAGUUAACAUUUUUUUUCGUAUGCACCUGCUGCACUCUUUUUUGCCUUCAUUUUUUUCGAGUAUUUUUUUAGCAUAAUAAACUAAUAAUCCGCAUAAACACUUUAACCCAGCAUGGGAAAACGUAUUUUCAUGUUGCAAUCUGACUAUUGGAGAUCAUAUUUUGAAUCAUUAUUUAUUCUGAAAAUUAAUUGUAGUAAUGUAUACCAUUUACUCCAAUACUGCCCAUCUACCCAACCUCAAUUACAAUAAAAAAUUAUAAAGCAUUUGAAGUCUUAGUUCAAUAAUUAUUUUUUUCAAGUUGGAGAAAAUAUAUUUUUAUGUGGUGUUGUUGAAUAUUAUUUGCCUUUCAUCUUGCCAUUAUUGCCUAAAUCGUAUUUAAAUUAAGAAUAAGACUCAGCCAUAAAGGAUGUAAUUAAUCACAUGAUUAAUUGUAAUUAUGGCCAGCUAAUUAGUAAUGUGUUUCAAAUAUGGUUUAUGGAAUUAGUAAGUGUUAUCAGCAUGGAUUUAUUAAUGUUGAUACAUGAAAUCAAAAAAACACAGUAAUAUUGAUGAUUGAGCGCCUGAUUGUUAUUAUUUCUUUUUUUAUGAAAAAUGCUACAUUUUUAUCCUUGAAUUAUUGUAGUACGAAAUAUUGUGCAUAGUACUGUAUGUUUUAUAAUGCGAAGUUGCCUUUUCAUUUUACACGAGUUAAAAUAAAUUCAUCCUAAGCCCUAUUGAUACAACUGCACUAGGUACGUAGACUUGCUGCCCCCAAAUUCAUUGUGAUUCUUUCAAAAAAUCAUUCCUUACUUAAUGCAUACUUUGACAAAAAAUGCACUAUUGAAUAGUACUAUUUGUAAGUUUUAAUUGUAUUAAUUAUGUUUAAUAUACAAGGGUAUUUCGUAUUUUUAGACUCCGAAAUUUGAUUCUAGGGUAACUUAACAUUCAUUCUAUUUUUUUCCCUUGGCAGGUUCCAAAAGUUAAAUCACCCCCUCAACCUUGCACGUAAACUGUCUUAUUUCGAUGUGACAUGAAUUAACUAUGGAAAAAGAGAGAUUGACUAGACUUCAAUUCGCAAUUUGCUAAGUGGUCAAUUACAUUUGCCAUGUUCAUAAACUUUCUUGCUUCAAAUUAACGUCCGAGAGGUGAAUUUACUCAUGUUAAGAAUCUCUGAUUUAGACGAAUGCAUACAAGUAUUAUGGCCCUAUAUUGAAACAUUAUAUUUUAGUAUUUGCUACAACCAAAAGUACUGCCGGUAUCUCCUAUAUUGUGAACAAAUUUCUGAUUCUAGAUUAAUGGAAUGUCCAGUAUUGUAAGUAACUGAGAUAGGCUGAACCUAAAACUGCUUCACUUGAAUCAUCCCUCAUAAAUUUCAAUUAGCAUUGCUAUAUACCACUUUCAAACAUUUGCAUCAAAUUUAGUUUCAUUGUCUUCAAAAUUGUGACUUUUAUAAAAGCUCAAAUAUUUUAUUCUGAAUUGUAUAGUACAAUACAACAUUUUGCAGUAUUGGUACAAUUUGAAGCAUUGUGAAUGAUUCUACAAUCGAUUGCACAUUAUUAUUUUGUUGUUUGUGAUGCUUAUAUAUGCUGCUUGAAGGUGUGCAAAAUUGUAUUUCUUGAUAUUUUCAAUAAUGGCAAUGUUUAUUUUGGAAUGACUGUCUAUAUUGCAAUUUUAUGCCCAUGUGAUCAACGUAAAAGUUGAGCCAUUUUUCAUCCGUUGAAUAUCGGCCUAGUCAUAUGCUAGAGCAGUGGUGGGCAACAUUCUCAGUGUCACAAACCCUUUUGAUGGCUUAUCCGAAAGUUUUUGGGAACCACUGGCAUUGGGGUGGGCCAAUUCAGUUAACAUGUUGCUUUGUAGAUAAACUAAUGGUUGCACUCGAUUCAGUUUUGUUCCAUAUUUUUAUUUGCCAUUUAUAGUUUCACCAUAUAUAAAUAUCAGUCGCCAGUAUUUCAUUUAUUAAUACCAUAAAUAUUGUGAUAUAUACUGCUUUAUUCUUUUGCUCAUUUAAAAUUUUUCCUGUCUCGCUCGGAAAUAUUGUAGAUUGUAUUCUUUGCUUUUUUGACUUCUUCAAAUGUUAUAUCAUUGUAAUUUACCGAUUCGAUGGUCCAAUCAAAAUGUAGGCUACAUGGUGUUUUAAAAAAUAAUGGUUACCCUAAUAUAAAACAAAUAUCAGUGCCAAAUUUGACGAUUUUUUAGUGUAGAAAUGUUUGAUAUUUUGAAAGCCAGUUAAAAACCUAUACAAAGAUGAUUUAAUUUUGCGAAUAACUUUCAAUUUUUAUUUCCUGCUGUAUGGGAUGUCGAAAAGGCCUCAUAUUUGUACAUGUUGGGUCGUUGAUAUCUUUUGCCCUCCAGCCAUAAUCUGUCUCAAUAUCUGAUCUGCAUCAUAUUAAUAUGCUUCAGACAACCUGUUUACCGUCAAAGGUAUGCUAAUGUGUCGUACUGAUGGACCAUUCAGAUAUUAGAUUACAUAUUUUAGUACUUACUUUACCGUUAUAUGUAACGCUGCUUUACUUGGCAAUGGUUCCUGAUAUGAACUUGUAUCCUCUCUCUAUAUGUCACAUAAUUAUCAUUCCAAGCGAUGCCCGAUAAAAUAUAAACAUGGGUAUAUCUUGAUCAUACUGGUUUAAACCAGCUGAUUUUUCUUAACAAAUUAUUCUCGUUAUUAAAAUUUAGUUUGGUUUCCGUUGUGUAAUGUCAUGUGUAAGUGACUACAUUUUUUCAUGCAGAUAUAAUUUCAAAGAGUGGAUAACCUUUUUUCAAUCAUAUACCAAAAAUUAGACCAAAGCAUUUGGGCAACAAUUCGUUAUAUUCCUGCUAAAUUGAAACACACUCAUCUUUUUCGUAUACCGGUAACAAAUGUCUGACACUCCAAAAAUUCAGACAACAUAUAUACAUAAUUCAGAUGGUACUUUGCUUGACUUAUUAGAUCUUCACAGACUUGUAUGUAAUUUUAUACUUCAGCCCUGCCGAUAUCACAGAAUUUUUAAUGUCAGUAAUCACUAAAUUAUUUAAGAUAAUCACUUAACCAAAGAAGAGAUGGCUGUGUCUUUGAUUAAAAGAUAUAUCUUUGGCGUUUGCAAAUUUAAGAAAUUGUCAGAAAAAUUAUAAUCGAGUAUUCCAUCUGUUUUUGUAUUCGAUAGCAAAUUACAUUGUAAUAAAUUUAUGAUCUACUUUCCAAUGGGACGACUUGUUAACAUGGUUAUUCCGGUUACCAAAAAAAUUAAUUUACUCCUUAAGUGAUGGCUAGGAUGCCCUUGUUUGUGUGCAUCGCCUAUGAGCCGAAUAUGUUACCGUCUUGUAGUUAUUUUUUUCACUAUUAUCGAUGUAAAAAAGCUUGUCUAUAUGUUCGUAUUGUACAAUACGGAGUCAAGCCAACAUUUUCAUAUUUUGAUUAAAAAAUCCAUUGCUCAGCUGCGUAAUCGUUUUUGGCUGCAUUGUGAUAGUUUUUCAAUCAUACACUGUGCUUUAUUUACUUGAUUGUAUUAUUGUUAUUUUACCGUUGUUUCAUUUUACAAUUGCUAAUGUGCCAUUUACGUAUUGAAAUCUUAUAAACAAUGCUUAUAGAUUUAUAGUAAUCACAUGGGGAACAUGUUUUCCUAUCUGUACACGGCCGAAUAUUGACCGUGUAUUGCUGCUUCUUUUGGGCGUGGUCCAUCCAUGAUUUAUGAUCGGUGGAGUGAUAGGUUUUUCUCGUUAAUUCAUUAACAAGAGCAAUGUGCGUUCCAUACUAUUACAAGUAUAUAAUACUCAACAGCGAAAAACAAAUCUUUGUAUAUGAUUUGAUAUUACAUGUACAACACCAAA